AAGAAACUAUUUGUGUUUUCAGUCACUUUGAGAUCUUGGUUUGCUGUGCUGUGAAGUGCAGUGUUGGCCUAUUGCUGCUUGUAGUUGUAAAUGUGGAUGGAAUGUUGUUCCUGGAUUAGCAAGACUCGGGUGCUUGGAACUGCUGCAACUUGGAUGUGAGAACAGCAGCAGCAAAGUGGAGUUAUCUACAGAUAAUACAAAUGCUGAACUGAAGGUUGGAGGGGAGGUAACCACUGUGCUGGCACUCGUUUCAGCCCAACAGAGAGAAAACUACGCAGCUGGGGGUUAGAUACAGCCACUGCUGGGCCAUCGAGUCACUCUGCCUUGUGCUUGCAAACAUAGUUUGGAUUCAUUCCCUUCAAGUGUGAGGAUUUAGUCUUGGGAUUUGGCUCUUGGAAUGGGAGAGGAGAUGUUGCAGACCGGCAGCCCACGAGAGCCAUUGCCCCAUUCCAGCUUUGAAUGUCAUCCCUUGCCAUGGUGUGUGGAUCUGUCAGGCUGUUUAGCUGCGAUAUGACAGAUUGUCCUAUUAAUGUGUCAUCAAGUGCACUUUUACAAAUUCAUGGCUUGUCUACAAGUAACCUGAAAAAAAAGAGGCUGAAGUAGGAGAAGGCGCCAAAGAAAGUUAAAUAUUAUUAACAAAUAAAGUCUGCCACGUAGUUUUGAUGGAAUGUGAGCUCUUGGGGGAUGGGUGAUAGGCUGUUAACUGUUUAGGGGCUGGGUAACCUCCCUUCUUACUCUCUCUUCUCUUUCCCAAACUCUGUUUCUCCCAAAGGAUGCUGUAAGACAAACCCCAGACUGUGUUCUGCUUCUUCAUGUUGUGCUUGGCUUGUCCAUGCCUCAGUUUCCCUGAGCUGACACAUACCAGAGCUGUUGCUCCUGAUCCAGUGAAGUCCUGACAUUUACAGCUUGGAUUACAGCAGGUAAAGGGAGUAUUAAACAAAGCAAAGCUGUUGCUUGCUGGCUGCAUAAAGGACUUCAAACUAUGUGAGCUUCCACCUCUUAUCAUUCUUGGACUUCCUCAUGGUCUGACCUCAGAGACAUUCUUGCAUCACGUUCAGUAUCUGUAGAAGGAACAGGAAUGUUGUAGGUGGUGGGGAACUGACAAAGAUCUGCCAAGUGCUUCAAGAUCUCCCUUCUGAAAUGCUCGUAGAUGUGUAACCUUGGGGUUUCUGUUACAUUCAAUAAGGAGCCCACCCUCCUGUAAAGGAAUCAGCACCCACUGAGCCAGCAUCUGAUGAGAGCAAGGGGAGAUGUAUAGGACGCAGCUAAGGAGGGUGUAAAGCAGGAGUAGUGAUGUGUCCAUGUGUGGGGCGAUGCUGAGUGCAUGUUCCAAGCCACAUAUUUUUAGCUCUACCACACGCUCACGUAGGGUUUUACAAACUUCCCAGAAAAAUGGUGAUUUCCCUGCGAUACCGAAGGGGAGUUGAUGGAAACUCAUUCAGGAAAGGAGUACUUCUCUGCUGAGGUAAAGCAAAAGCUGAGGAGGGUUUUGCCAGUGUGCAGCAGGGGAAAGGAGCAGCGAGAACAAUCUGAUGCGGUCUACAAUGAGAAGUACCUGAAACCUUCCCUGGUGUGAGGGGAGAUGGAGAUGAGAAAGACACAAGAUUCUACAUCCUGACAGCUGCUUGUGGCAUCGGGGCUUGCUGCUCAUUAAAGUGAGGAUAAACUCAGCUAAAGAGGCAGAGAAGCUUGACUUGGGAAAACUUUACCUGUUCCUCAUGGACCUGGGUACAUCCCCAGAUUCUUUGCUUCUCCCUGUUUUAACUUCAAUGAUACAAGACAUUUGUUUUCCCUUUAGAAGGCUGAGCGCUGGGCUGUGAUGCUUUCAGCCUCCUCAGGAGAGCAGUGGCUGUAGCAACUUGGAUUACAGUUCCUCAGCAUCUUAGAAGGAAAGGAUGAGGACUUGUCCCUGAGGAAAGGGAAGUAUUGUUCAGGAGAGAACGGAUGGAACAACUGCAACCCUGCUUGGAGCUGAACACAGUGCUUCAAAUGAUAGCAAGUGAAAUCUCCUGUUGAAGAGCAACAACCUAACAACCCCCUAAUGAGUCUGUGUUGUCAGCUCCGGCCUGACCAACUCUUGCCCUGAGCAAUUUGACUUCUCUGGGUUUCAUAGUUGAGUGCGUUUUAAACGAGUCUGAAGACUUAUUGGGGGCGAGGGGGAGCGCCACUGCAAGGUGGGUGGCAGGACUUUCCAGGGCCUCUCGUAUUUAUGUAAGCUUCAGGAGGCUGAAUGGACUUACCUCUUGCUUCGAGUGAAUCCAGAUUUCCCAAACAAGUUUAUCUAUACCAUUUCCAUGUGUCCUGCUUGAGCAGAGAUCGCUCCAGCAACCAGCGCAUCCGGGCGUGCUGCUCCUUUGACACUGCAGAGCCCGGAGGAUCAUCUUUAAUAUUCCUGACCCUUUCGGUUGUGUUUUAGAGAGCAGCCUUGGGUCUAUUCCUAUUGCUGGUGGUGAAGGGUUUUGUGCUUGGAGAGUGCCCUUCCUGCCUUGGCCCCUCCCUUUCCAAAAUGAAGGGGUGCACCUGGGUAUUUGUGGCAACUUUACUUUGUCAGCAGUUUUGCUUCUUCAGAGUUACAGCAGCAAAGAGAGAGCGAAAGAUGAAGAAAGAGCCUAACCAGUACACAGAGCCCUUCAAUGCCACCCUCUCGAACAGCGAGGAGCUGCACGGGCAUCCCAAGGUCCUAGAAUCUCCAGAUCCUCGAAUCACAGACCCACGGCGGACCUGGAUCUCCUUUGUUCACCGCCCAGAUGAUGGCAACACCUCUAAAAGGAAAUGCAAAGGCAAAGACAAGAAACUACGUGGCCUUGUUGGACCCCCAGGACCUCCUGGUCCCCAGGGGCCUCCAGGAGCACCUGGUGCUGAAGUCACCCGGGAAGUCCUUCUGCAGGAGUUUAAGGAGAUACUGAAAGAAGCCAUUGAGCGCCGAGCAUCCCUGGCUAUUUCAGCCCAUCCUAGCCAGCUGCCUCCCCUCCUGCUCUCCUUGGAGGAAGUUUCGGCCCACAGACGUGUCGAGGAGGCAUUCCACUGCAAGCUAAAAGGACAAGUCGUUGUAGACAAGAAGACCCUGGUAGAACUUCAGAAUUUCCAGUCGCCUCUGGCCAAAGGCGCUUUCCUCCGGGGGACAGGACUGAACCUGGCCACAGGGCGUUUCACAGCACCCGUGUCCGGCAUCUACCAGUUUUCAGCCAACAUCCACAUUGAUCACAGUGAGCUGAAGAGUAAAGUCCAGCUCCGAGCCAGAGACAACGUCCGAGUGCUGAUCUGCAUCGAAUCCUUGUGCCACCGAUACACGUCUUUGGAAGUCAUUGCUGGUCUGGAAAGCAACAGCAAGAUCUUCACUAUCUAUGUCCAUGGCUUACUGCAGCUGCAGGCUGGCCAGUACACCUCCAUAUUUGUCGACAACAGCGCUGGAGCCCCCAUCACCAUCCAGAAUGGAUCUGAUUUCAUGGGCAUGUUAAUGGGUGCAUAGCAUCGUCUGCAGCAGGGAAGGAUACGGAUUAGAGCCUUGCAGUGUAUAUUUGACUGAAGAAACCUUUACUUUGCCUCUUGAAGACUGCUUCCUGUUGGCAUCCUUUUAACCAGGCAAAGAGCCUUUCCCUUCACAGCUACUUCAGCUUGCUUUCGGAGGCUUUUCAAGGUCCACACCAGUUCAUUCAUCAUAAAGAAUACACUUUUAUCAUUCAGAAAUGAGGUCUGUGAUAUUGAAUUUGUGCUUCACCAGUGCUCACUGAACAAUAGGCUGAGGUUUGGCAUUUGUUACGUUAGAACACAAUAGCACUUGUAAUCAGCGUGUCUUUUGGGAUUGACUGUGUGGUGCUUGAGUUUGUAAAUGAAGGAUUGAGAGGGGAAGUAAAACAGUGACUAUAUUCUAUGUGUUGGGGAGGAAGGAGACAAGGGUUUGCCAGCAAAACCGCUUUUUACACUCAGCUGUAAAUGGUACAAGCCCUCUCUCAUGUUCAGAAUUGGAUGUAUUGACAAGUAGUAUGUUGAAUUCUCAGACAAUGCCUGCUUCAGAAAUGGGAAUCCAAGGGCUGAACUCUUUAAUUGUGGUUCUUUACAUCUAAGUAUUGCCUUGAUGCGAUUGAUGGAGUGAAUACCUCGCUGCCUGUAAAUUUGGGCUUUAUGAAAUGGUAAGGCCAAUGGCACCAGUUCUAGCAGGAACUCCCCUACUUGUGUUCUUAUGUUUUAGUAAGAUACACGUGUGGGUUUGUUAAUGUGUCAAAUGCAUCACACUGGUUGUCAAAGCCUGGCAAAGGCAGUGGGGAGAGCAGCCUUGGAUCAGGUAUGUCAUCUGCUUGGUGCUUGUUCAACUGCAGGGGAACAGUGGCCGGGAUCACAGGGAGUCUGUCUAAGCUCUGCUUGGGUUAAAGUGCUCACAAAGACCAUCUAAAAGACCAUCCGGUGAAUGUUCCUGGAUGUAAGCAUGUGAGAUCCAGCCCCAAAGUGUUCUGCAUACAGCUCCAGGAUAUAAAGUCCUUUAAAGAGAGUAAAAGGGUGUUGAUGUUUCAAGGUGUUACCCAAGAUGCGGUAACAUCCUUGUUGUUCAAAAACCCCACUCAUGUAAUGAACCUCUGUAGCUUUCCCAUCCAACAGACCCCUGGCCCUUGUAUUGAUCCAACAGUGCCACAGUGUCAUAAAUAGGUGGUAGCAAAGCCCAAAUUGGAGUCCAGAUACUUGUUCUGGAAUGUCUGCAGGGAAUGGAGCACAUCCCUUUGAUCACUGUGCUCCAUUUUUAUCAAUUACAAUAUCUUUGUGCAAUGAAAACACACACUGCUGGGGCCAGCAGGAGGUGUGGAAACAAUGUCAUCUAUUGCUGGGUCUGCUGUUCAGGUUGAUCAACCCGUGAUGUCCCUACAAGCUUCAGUAACACUGCUGAUGGAGUUGGUGGUAAGCAAAGAUGUCUUAGUUCAAGAGCUGUAAACCAGGCAUGAAACUGGCUUUUUCAUCUCCAUUAUAAAUACCUUGAGACAGAUCUUUAAGGGUGCUAAAUGGUGUUUUUUUGUCCUUUAGGAAGAACAUUCAAGUGAUGCCUACAGGAAGAGGAAGGGAGAGGGUAUGAUCAGGGUACAGGGAGUAAUCAAGUAGUGCUGUUACACAAGUACACACGGGUGAAUUCGCUUUCUAAUCAAAGGGAUGUGGCUGUCCUAACUGGACCUGUAUGACUGUCUAAAAUACAGCAGCUAUCAAUGUCCAUAUAUUCAUUCCUGCUCCACAAUACAUGCCGGAAUUCCUAUGGAUUUUUUUGUGGUACACUUUGGGGAGAACAUGCUAUUUAGAGGCACAGCAAGUAGCAAGAGUCAUCAUUUCUGGAGCUUCAGGAAGCAAUGUAACACAUGAAUUCAUCACUAAACCCUAUCAAUAAAGAUUGGCUUUGAUGGAGUAAGUGGAGUAAGGGCACACAGCCCCUAUCCCAGCAUGUAUUACUGUAUGUUGUACUGUGUAUCUGUAAUAAAUGGGGCUGUUUCCUGCACGACUUGCAGCGACAGAAUCCAAGUGGUGUGACAUGCAGCAUAUGUUGUGUAUCUAUAGGUGGGUUUGAGCCAAGUCUCACUGUUGAGUAAAUCAGAGUUAUAAUAUUUAUUUUGCUGUAGAACUAAAGCUGUUUGUCACACUU
Molecule: messenger RNA, 5614 nt
Organism: Pezoporus flaviventris
Lineage: Eukaryota; Metazoa; Chordata; Aves; Psittaciformes; Psittacidae
Gene: C1QTNF12
Product: C1q and TNF related 12
Exons: 9
Coding region: 2507-3469 (320 amino acids)
Biological process (GO): positive regulation of insulin receptor signaling pathway; positive regulation of D-glucose import across plasma membrane; negative regulation of gluconeogenesis
Molecular function (GO): hormone activity
Source: RefSeq, a predicted model, not a curated record